Messenger RNA from Alternaria arborescens, 1311 nucleotides. RefSeq lists its product as hypothetical. The record is from RefSeq and is a predicted model, not a curated record. Lineage: Eukaryota; Fungi; Ascomycota; Dothideomycetes; Pleosporales; Pleosporaceae. Bases 1 to 1311 code for a protein of 436 amino acids. Gene Ontology annotation, molecular function: protein binding. The transcript has 2 exons.
AUGAACUCUGGAUUCCGGCUAAUGGACCUUCCGAAGGAGCUGUUUGACAAUGUCAUUGCGCAUUACGUACACAGUGUUCCCGUUCAUGAUGCCUCGGCUACUCGUGCAGUCUCCAGGACAUUUGACCAAGCUAUAAGCUACCAGAUGAUUCAUCAUUUGCCCAAGGAGAGUUUUAAGCGUGACGGUCCCAUUCAAGCUAAUUGGCAUUUAAAAGAUAUAUUUACCAACAUAUCCGCCAAAUACCUCGAAAGUCCAGUUCGCAAGAGGAAGAAUGAACCCUUCGUCGCUUUUAUCCACAAAUGUGCUGAUACUGUCCUCGGGAUCGAGGGUAAGUCCUCUGACGACGAGAGGAAGACUCGAUACCUCCAAGAUAUCAUCCGGUACACGACUCGAGGGGAGCGUCACGCGACGUAUUCACUGGCGAUUCACCCGGAAUCCUCCGAUAAUAUAGAGCGUCCUUCUCAGAGAGUGGUCAAUUUGACAAGCGCCGCUGCAGUAGGCAGCCUUGUAGCGGUCAAGCAUCUACUGAAGAAGUACGUAAAGAGCUGGCCUUCGUCCGAAUAUCUCAAUUGUAACUCCAACCAGGGUGGUCUCUCUGACCCUAUCGGAGCAGCAGCAUCUAACGGACACGUCAAAGUCCUGCAGCAUCUACUGACUAAACUUCGGCCUCUAGUGGACCCAAAAUCUGGACUACCUCGGGGCGCUCCGCACCUUGAGCUGCAGCAGUUGAACCGUCGACUCUACUCCAUCUUCCGUCUAGCCAUCCGCUCAAAACACUGUCUGACGAUCCAAACUCUUGCAGAUUUCGCUCAAAAGUACAAGUUGUCUUUCGGCUUCUACUAUGACAGUUAUAACCCAGAACAGGGUGACGAAUGGAUCAAGCAUGCUGUCAGGACUGGUUACGUCAAGACUUUCCAGGCUACUAUAUCUACGAUAAUGGGCAUCAACCCCAAGGCUUACGAAUCGCUGAAAGAUCACUAUCUAAAGUCAGCCUUUUGGUACUCUUGCAGAUUCGGCCAGGGAGACAUUCUUCAACAUCUCAUUGCCCAAGACCGCGUUUUACUGCAGAAAUAUGGCAGGCAGGGUAUGAAGUUGGCUGCUAGACACCUCUGCCGGAACAUCAUCACCAUCCUCGUCGAAAAUGGCGUCUCAAUCAAUGAUGGCAGGCCCGUUAAGGAAGCAAUCAAGUACGAAAACACCUCUAUAGUUGAGUUCAUGAUUGCCCACGGCGCAAAGGUAGAUGCAAAGGCAGUUGCAAAGGUGGAUGCAAAGGUAGAUGUAAUAACCUACAAUUCCUGUUCGCGUAGUUAA